This is a messenger RNA of Vicia faba (fava bean), 615 nucleotides long. The record is from the annotation of a GenBank genome assembly. NCBI's taxonomy places the organism in Eukaryota, Viridiplantae, Streptophyta, Magnoliopsida, Fabales, Fabaceae.
AUGUCACACAACAACCACCAAGCAUCAUCCUCCACUCUCGGUCGUCGUCCUCCAGGACGUCCACCUGGCUCCAAAAACAAACCUAAAAUGCCUAUCAUAGAAAAAUAUGAUAAUCCAAAUGCACUAAAUUCUCAUAUCCUUGAGAUCACUUCUGGAUCUGACGUGUCACUCAGUCUCUUCGAUUACGCUCGUCGUCAAGGGAGGGGCAUCAGUAUCCUCUGUGGAAAUGGAAUAGUAACGCAUGUUAGGCUUCUUCAACCCACAGGAAAUAUUGAAAUCCUUCAGGGAAAUUUUGAGAUACUUUCGAUAUCAGGGACAAUUUUUCCUUCAGAAACACUAUCAAGUGCAGGAGAAUUGGUAGUUCACUUAAUGGGAACGUCAGGGCAGGUGAUUGGGGGAAUUGUCAUGCCCCCUCUAAUGGCAUCAAGUUCAGUUACUUUGAUGGCUACUUCUUUUGUAAACACUGCAUCUCAAAAUAUUUCUUUGAUGACCAAUGAUCUGAUAGAAUGUGAGUCUGGACAUGUGGCUAAAAGUGAUAUAGGCUUACUCAAUACUGAAAGAUCUAUUUCUGAAAUGAUCAACAAGAUGAGUUCCAACACCAAUCAUUUCGGAUGA